CCUUUACCAUACAGCGAUUAUGUGAACUUCUGACAGAUCCCAAGAAGCACUAUAAACGCACAGAUAAAUUUCUUCGUGGUAUUGAAAAGAAUGUUUUAGUGAUAAGUACAGUUGAUCCAUUUGGAAAUAAGAUAGUGUGUGAGUCCCGAGCUAACCUCGUGAAUGGACUAGAAGAGUCCCCUGUUAACGGGAACGAAGCUGACUCCCCCACAACCACCACCGACCUCACCCCCGUACAGUAUUCCAGCUUCCCCUCCCAGCAACAGACAAACUGGACAACAGACAGCUGGGCGGGGGUGGGGCCCAGUCAGGGGGGACCCGAUCAGACGACCUCCUCCUCUGACACUGGGCCCCUCUCUAGUACCCCUGAUCAGACGGCGUCAUCCUCUGACUCUGCACUCCUCUCUGGUACCCCGCAUCUAACCUCAGACCAGACUGACAAUCCGUCAGACGGCUCUGUCCCCGAGUCAUGGUCAGGCCAGGCCAUGUCUGACCGAGAGAAACCUGUGUGUGAGAGAGAUGAAGUGUCAUGUGAAUCUGAAGAUACCUCACCUGCCAAGAAGCCAAAAGUCUCAGGUGAGGACUCGUCAGUAGAACCAUCAAUAUCGCAAGAUACUAACAAACAAACAGACACCACACUUAAUACAGACCAAUCCAGAGAGCAGUCAGAGGUCCCGUCAUCAGAGGUCGUGACCUCAGAAGAGUCAAAGGUCGCACAAAGGUCAGAGGUGAACAGUGAGGAAGAGACCUCUAAGAGUUUACCUGAGGAGAAACUGAUUUCAGACCAGGAACAGGCAGAUCUCGAUAAAGGUUCACCUGAGUCAUCUCAAGAGCAGAGAGAUCUCGGUAAAAGUUCACUUGAGAGAGAUGACAGUAAGGACUCGCCCGAGUCGUCUCAGCAUGGUGAGUCCGUCAACAGUGAUAAUCAGUUACCUCAGACAGCCUCUACUUCUAUAAAAGACACAUCAGAAAAUGGACAGGACCAAAGUCAAUCUCCAGAAAAAAGCUCAGAGAGUACACAAAACAGUUCAGAGGACAGUGUGGAGCCUGAAAGUUCUGAGGAAACGUCUACGCAAUCAAAUGAGUUGCCCGCUGAGGAGAGUGUGUCUAGUUCCCAGGAAGAACGCAUGAGCUGUGACAGUGAGACAGAAAAUGUGGAUACCACGACCCCCAGUGCUGAUAAUGACAACCCAGUCACCACCCCCACACAGGAGCAGACAUCAACAGAAGGGGAAACCCCCAUGGAAGAGGACUGAAUGGUUGUAAAUGGUUCAUUAUUACAGGAUUUUGUCACCCCUCCACAUGAUUCACCGCUGACGUCAAACGAAGACAGUCCUCAUCAUCUGAAGCCAUUUGUAAAAUAUGUGUUUACAUCAUCAGUGUUGCAUAGUAGUAUAUUUUGCUUUGUUUGGAGAAAAUUCAUUCUAAAAUUGACACAGAUCCCAUCGUCAUUGUAGUAAAGGGUACAAGUAUCUGUGAUUUAUGCACACUUAAAAGAGAUUUUUUUUAUCAUUCAAAUGAGAAAUCAAUGUUCCCACUUUUGAAUUAUUUCUAUUUUCUAAUUAUAAACAGGAUGAUGCCAUCAUUAUAUAAGCCAGAUUUAAGCGAUUUUAAACAUUUUUUUUUUAAAUUUUUGAUAUAUGUUGGUGCAUUUGCUGUGAAUACAGUUAUAAGUGAUCUCAAAAUUCCAACUUAAAAGGAAAUUAUCGUUCAUUAAACACUUUUCAUUCACCCAAUUCUAAGGUAGCUUUAGGUUACACCGAAAUCACCUCUUUUAUGAUGUUGGUCAUGGAGUAAUCAUGAAAAUGGAAAUUAUAUUUAACGACAAAAUGUAGCAACUUGUGUCUAUUUCCUUGCUCAGAACUCAAAAAACUGUACAUCAAUGUAUUCGGGAGGCUCAACACCAUUGGGAAAUACUUUUUGGACGUGAAGAACAUAUUUUCAUAUGAAGGAGUAAAUAUCCUACCUGACAUUACUUAUUUUUCCUUAAAAAAAAGAUAUAACACCUACUUGAAAAUGUGUAUUAGCCUAUUAGGUAGGGGUACGUAUUUUUCAUUAAAAUAAUUAAUGUCAGGUGCACAUGGGUUCAUUUUCAAAGUAAGGUAAAUGUACUUACCAGGCUUUUUUCCCAGUAAAAUAUUCAAAUACAGAUCACUCUUACUGCAAUGAAAUGUUGUGAUUAAAAAAAGAAAAACCUAAAUAAAAAUUAUCCUGCACACUCUUUUACAUUAAGAAUUUUCCUAAAUUACCAGAAAUGUCCUAUAAAAAAGAAUUCCAAACUUGAAAUUGGAAAAUAGCAAAUAAAUUUCUUAGAAGUAAUCAAAAUGGAUAUUUCAUUUAAUUUGUACGAUGAUGUACAUUUGUAACUUAUUUUCUUUAAACAUGUACAAGUUGGGGAUAUAAUUUCUGUCUUCAUACCUCAACAGAGAGAUCAGAUUACAACUUACCCUAAUUAAUAUCUGAUGUGUGCUAUUUUCAUAUGCCAUUCAUAUUAGUGAUAUUAUGCUUUUUGGUGAUAAUUUGCAAUGAAUUGUCAGUAUGUUCUUGUUUGAAAAAGAAUCCUUGCUAUAAGAUUCUAAGUGCUAUAAAAUUCAGGGUUUCUGUAAACAUGCUAGUAGUACAUAUGUUCUGUACAAGUCUCUUAUUGUGUACUAUGAUCAAUAAGGAAGAGGUCCCUUCAUAUUUCAGUCUUUCACGAUCAGAGUGGACUUUAUUUAAAAUGUUUACAGUGAGUGUUCAUUCACACCAUUAAUUUUCCAUUCGAGCAAUUUAAAACAUUGUUUUCGAACACUUAUCAACUUCAAAAUUAGACUCUAUAACAAAGAAAAAUAUUUUUUAUUCUGAUUCUAGUUUUUAAUACAAGUCAAAAUUAAUUUU
Messenger RNA from Saccostrea cuccullata (small rock oyster), 2877 nucleotides. RefSeq lists its product as uncharacterized. The transcript is spliced from 4 exons. Lineage: Eukaryota; Metazoa; Mollusca; Bivalvia; Ostreida; Ostreidae. The coding region runs from base 486 to 1256 and encodes 256 amino acids. The record is from RefSeq and is a predicted model, not a curated record.